AUGAAAGAUACUAAAGAUUGGAGAAUUGCAUCAAUAUCAUUAAAAUGUGAUAUUAGAAUAGUUGAUAAUGAGCUUAAAGAAGUAUCUAAAAUACAAACAAUAUAUAUGAAUAAUUUUAUUGGUAAUUUAGAAUUUGUUUCAUAUAAUGGAAAGUAUAAAUUCAUUGGAGCAUGCAAUUUAGUAACAUUACAUCUUGAAUGUGCUUUUGAAUAUCUUGAUUUAAAACCCAGAAAUGUUGGUAUGUGGUGGAAAUAUGAUCUUAAAGAAUAUAUAAUUAUUAAUAGAUGGUGUAAUUGUACUAUCAAUUUUUUAUCUAGCUCUGGGUGUUUCAAACAUUGGUUUGAAUCUGGAGAUUAUGAAAUGAAGAUACUUUUUGAUACACAAGAAAAAAUGACUGUUAAUCAAUUAGUUGCACAUGUGGAUACUCAUUAUUUGAAGGUACGCGAGUUAAUUAGAAAUAUAGACAAUAAUAUAUUUUAUAAACAUGUUUCAAUGGUAUAUAACACUAAACCAAAUAUUCUUCUAGAAAUGAGUGGUGGUUUAAAGAAAAUAAAAUGCCAUGUUACAAGAUAUUUUGAAAUGAUUUAUGAUGAUGAUAGUAAUAACCAUGAGUUAAAACAUUGUGUGUAUGUUUUUAAAAGCAAAGAAUUAAAUGAAUUAGACACAAAUUUUGUUAGAAAACACAUUUUGAAAGUAUUAAUGAGAGAUAGAAAAAUAAUGGUAGAUAAUGAAUGUAGUCUUGAAAUCAAAAAAGGAGAAGACUAUUUAAUCUUUAAUGAUUUUCUUGUUGGAUAUGGAAGUAAAAACAAUAAGUCUGGAGUACUAAAGAUUCCUGUUGAUGAAGAUGAAGUUGCUAUUAUUUAUUUUAAUAAUUCACUUUCAAUCUCUACUGAUUCUCAGAUGACAAAAGUUGACAAUAACCAAAAGGUUUUGUACAAAGACUCAUUAAAAGAGAACAAAUACAAACCAAAGGAGAUGAAAAGAUUAUUCAAAGAAAAUAAAAAAGAAGAAGCACUUGAAUUGUUAGAUUAUGAAAAUGAAGAAGAAUGUCUUGAUGAAGAGGCUGAGCAAUAUUUAUGGAAAGAAUAA
This is a messenger RNA of Entamoeba nuttalli P19, 1089 nucleotides long. RefSeq lists its product as hypothetical. The coding region runs from base 1 to 1089 and encodes 362 amino acids. The transcript has a single exon. NCBI's taxonomy places the organism in Eukaryota, Evosea, Mastigamoebida, Endamoebidae. The record is from RefSeq and is a predicted model, not a curated record.